AUUUCGGGCCCAUAUAUUUCGGAAAUAUCCGAGCGGCUAGAGCAAAAAUUGGGAUCUCAAAAAAAUAAGGUCGAAACUCCUAUGUAUAAAUAUGUUUCAGUUAAUUAAUUCUUUUAAACGUGUGUAAAUAUAAAACUCGUUGUUAUGUUUCCCGCGUAUUCAUCUAACCAAAGUACUAAACUAACCGAGGAUCUGUCGUGGCUUCGAUGCGCAAGCUAUUUAGGCCCAGGACAAGGUGCUAAGGACAAGGUCGAGUCGGAUUCCAGUAAUACGGACGAUGGGCUGAUCGAAGCUAUUGGAAGGCAUAAGGCACAAGAUCAAGCACAGGAUAGUGGCACUAAAUGUGUCACUGGCAGUAGCACAAAUGAGUCACAGACUUCAUCCGACGAUGAGCGCGAAUAUCGCCACAAAAAACGAAGUCGAAAAAAGAACAAAAAGCACAAAAAGAAGAACAAGAAAAAAGAUAGCAAAAGGGAUUGCAGGCGCGAGCAUUCAUCUAGCUGUGAACACAAGAAAAAGACGUCUAAGAGAAAAAGGUCUUGCUCGCCUUUCUGCUCUCAGAGUUCUGCCACCUUCACCUCAGACCUCCGCAGAAAAUGGGCUUUUCUCGAGAACAUGGGACCUACAACCACCCCGUUCGUUCUUGACAUGAAAGGCGAUCAAAGCAAUAGAGCUUUUACUCAGCUUCCGCAUACUUCCGCUGCAACGUACAGUAUUAAAAAAAGCAGACUUCCUCCAAGGCGAAGUAAGGUGAAGAGGUAUUUUAAGACGGUGAUGGCUCCGCCAAUGCUUACGGUUGAAGUGAAUGAGAAAUUACGAGCUCUAAAGCCCUCGAGCUAUAUUUCACUAGGAGAUAGUCUGUUGGCAGAUAAAGAUGUCGUUGGCGAUGGUGGACCGUGUUGGCCCAGUGUGGUUCGCGAGCACAGUGAACUGGCAGCAGGAUGCCGGACCGACCCCCACAAUGUGGACUUAUGGUUGAAAUUAUGCGAUUUCGAAAAAGUGUAUGUACCAUGCAGUCUUGGGCAAGCCCAAGUUACCGGUGCCGCACUCAAAAAAAUCGUUAUGGAAAAACAGCUCAGUGUAAUGGUGGAUGCGAUUAUGAGGAAUCCGUUGGACUUGAAUCUUCGGCUUAAAAAAUUUGACUUGUUGUGCUCUCUCGAACGGCAGGACGAGCUAGCCCGCGAAUGGGAUGAUGUUCUUCGGAUGAGCGAUUACUCGAUCAGCAAGCAAAAGACUAAAAAUCAGAUUUGGCUCAAAUACGCACAAUAUGCGCGUAGCAAAUUUCAUGUUGUCGCGAAAUUUUCCGUGGAAGAAGCGACAGCUGGGUACUGUCGAGCAAUUGACGCAUUUCGACGAACGCGCGUCGACGAUUUGUUUCUAGUUACGCUUAUCGAAGACUUCGCUUGUUUUCUGGUUCAAUGCGGCCACACCGAAAGAGCAGUUGCUAUAUUCCAGGCUUUACUCGACUUUAACCUCAGUCAGCCGGAGCAUCUGGUGUUGGAGCAGAAUGAAGAAGUGGCAAAAGCGUUAUUUGAGGUUUUCUGGGAUAGUGGAUGCGCCAAGAUUGGCGAGAAAGAUCACAAAGGAUGGGGCAAGGAAAGUGAGCGAUCAACUAAAGCCCCGCCUCCAGAGAGUACCGAUUCCCGGGAAGAUGAGCUAAUUAUGGCCGAUCGGCCCAUAAAUGUCGUGUGGGCAACACUGGAAACGUUACGGCAAAGAAAACAUUGGAUGCCAGCCAAGGUGGAUGCUGAAGACGUCGAGCGGAUUAUCUUGUUUGAUGACGUAUCGCUCUGUGUAUUUCGUUCACGUGACCCGAGAUGUCUGCAAAAAAUGCUAGAAUCCUUUAUGAGGUUUCUUGCCAAUGGCGACAGCUCGUAUAUGGCAUGGAAUUCAGCUAACGACAAGAUGGCUGAACUAUUGAAGAUUCCGUUCGCUCGAGACGAAGCUGAAGGCCGCAUAGAAAUGUUAUGGAACUGCUACAACGCUGGAACCAUAUUUUUGCCGCAAUUUGAUUGGGCAAGUGUGUUAUUAGACCAGCUGCUGCGGCUUUGCCCGAGUGAGAAAAACGAGGCUGUUAACUUCGGGAAAAAGGUGAUGCAAAUAAAAGCGAACCAGAUGAAUUUUACGUUGUGGGCGAAAAUGCUAUUGAUUCUAGAUGCCACAAAGGCCCGCGAGGAUGCCAUGAGCCGGGGAGUGAAGCUCAUAUCGAUGGCGUGCGCUGGUCUCGGAUGCUUCUCCGGUGAUCACAUCUACUUUUUGGCUAGCUAUCUCCGAAUACAUCUAAACGUUAAUGACUUUCUAAAAGUCGACCUCGAUGAACACUGCCAACCAAUGCCAGAUGUCAAAAGUCUUCUUAGUUGUUGGGGUGCUCUCAUUCUUGGAAAGAAAGCUGUCUUGUCUGACGUUAGUGACGAGCAUAUUACAUGUCUAAAAAAUUAUCUCGUGCAUCGAUGCGACGAAUACUCCAUUGAAGUCGGCGUUAUCCUGAAGUUGUCAUUGGAAACUCCAGUUGCAGCAUAUGCUUAUCUCUGCCGAAAAGCCUCGGUGCUUUCGGUAGACGCGUACCACCAGUUAGAUAUCCGUCUUCAUCUACUUGUCUAUCGGCAUUUCGCGUCGUCGCUUUCCGAUCUCCGGUCGACAGUUGAACUUGCCUGCGAAAAGCUGCCAACUAAACAAGAGUAUAUGGUUCUUCUCGCCUUGGUGUCCUAUCGAAGUCCGCAUUCAUGGAAGCGCUGUCCAAUUCCUCAGAGCGAUCCGGAAUAUUCGUGGUUCGCAACCGUCCUAUAUUACCUGCUGAGAGCCGUCGAGUUUGAUAAAUGGAAAGAACGUGCGGAAAUCGCGUACAGUGGCACCCGUAUCGGCGGGCUGCACAGGGCCAUCGCUCAGCUUGGUGAAAUCAGGCAACCACUUUUUUGGCGGCUUAUCGUAUGGGUAGAAAUGCAGGUGGGUGAAGUAGACCGCGCAAAAGAACUGCUUUUGAGGGGUCUUCAAUGCUGUCCUUGGUCGAAAGCCAUGUUUGUAGAUUGUGGCCUUUACUUCGACGAAAUGCUUCAACAAGUCGUCGAUACAUUAACUGAGAAAGGUUUAAGACUACGCACUCCUCUUGAAGAACUAACGCUUCUUUUAGAGACCAAGAAUGAUAAGUAGUGAUUAUUCUAGACGUAACAACGAAUUCAGGAGAAAU
Messenger RNA from Varroa destructor (honeybee mite), 3184 nucleotides. RefSeq names its product nuclear exosome regulator NRDE2-like. Gene Ontology annotation, biological process: regulatory ncRNA-mediated heterochromatin formation; negative regulation of RNA catabolic process. NCBI's taxonomy places the organism in Eukaryota, Metazoa, Arthropoda, Arachnida, Mesostigmata, Varroidae. Gene Ontology annotation, cellular component: catalytic step 2 spliceosome. The record is from RefSeq and is a predicted model, not a curated record.